Molecule: messenger RNA, 1715 nt
Organism: Caenorhabditis angaria
Lineage: Eukaryota; Metazoa; Nematoda; Chromadorea; Rhabditida; Rhabditidae
Source: the annotation of a GenBank genome assembly
AUGAGCUUCCGUGGACGUGGUGGUGGUGGUGGCGGAUUCCGAGGCGGACGUGGAGGAGAUCGAGGCGGAGGCGGCUUCCGCGGUGGUCGCGGUGGAGAUCGAGGCGGUCGCGGAGGACGCGGUGGUUUCGGAGGCGGUGGCCGAGGCGGAUAUGAUCAGGGACCACCAGAAGAAGUUGUACCAUUAGGAGUAUUCAUGCACGCUUGUCAAGAUGAUAUUGUCUGUAAUACUACAUGUGGAAAAAUCCCAUAUUUCAAUGCACCAGUGUUUUUCGAAAACAAAGAACAAAUUGGAAAAGUCGACGAGAUUUUCGGAUCUCCUGGAGAGAAUGUUUGUUUUUUUUAUAACUUCAUGAUUUUCAACAAAAUUUAUGUUUUUCCAGGGUUUCUCAGUCACAUUAUCCCAAGGAAUCAAAGCAUCAUCGUUUAAAGCUGGCACAGAAUUGUACAUCGAUCCAGGAAAGCUUUUACCAGUAGAAAGGUAAAUUUUUUUAUUGAAACUUCACAUUUUCAUGUUUUUUAAGCAAAUGAGCUGAAAUAUUGGGUUUUAAUUUUAUUCAUAUGAUAGAAUGGUCCAAGACGAACAGAAUGAUAUAAAUUUUGAUGACUUUACCUUAUCCAUAAGUGAUUUAGCGACUUUUAGGCGAUAAGGUCGCUAAAUCACUUAAGGAAAACCUAAAGUCAUCAAAAUUUAUAUGAUUCUGUUCGUCUUAGACCAUUCUAUCAUAUGAAUAACAUUAGAACACAAUAUUUCAACUCAUUUGCUUAAAAACAAUGAAAAUGUCAUUUACUCUAUGUCCAAUCAAUAUUUUUCCAGAUUCCUACCAAAUGCUGGCGGAAGUCGUGGCCGCGGUGGACGGGGACGCGGAGGAGAUCGUGGAGGACGCGGAGGCGGCGGUGGAUUCCGCGGGGGUGACCGAGGAGGACGUGGAGGCGGCUUCCGCGGAGGCGAUCGAGGAGGUCGUGGCGGCGGUGGAUUCCGUGGCGGAGACAGAGGCGGUUUCCGUGGCGGUGAUCGAGGAGGUUUCCGCGGAGGCGAUCGAGGCGGUUUUAGAGGAGGUGAUAGAGGUGAGAACUUGUAUUUUCGAACUUUUGAAUAAUCUCUCGAUUAUGCAUCGUGUGAAGAAAAGUGAAGAAAAAUAUCACGAGAUGAAAAUUGUAUGUGGCAUUUACAAAUUUUUAUAUUCUAAAAACCGAAAAAAACGUAUUUGGUCUACGGUAAUGCAUCGUACGAAUUGAAAAAAUGCGAAAAAUCAAAAAUGUCGUGCAAACAGACGCAUUAUUUUUGCAUUUUCUGGUGUUUUUCGAGCCAAAAUUGACAGAAAUUGAAAGAAUUUGUCGGAAAUUGUGUAAAAUCAGUGGUGAAUCAAGAAAAAAACACGAUUUUUCCUCCAUUAUCAAUAAAAACACAAUUUCUGUCAAUUUUGGCUCGAAAAACAGCAAAAAUAAUGCGCGAAAAAAUGCACGAUAUUUUUUUGAUUUUUCGCAUUUUUUUUCACUUUGUACAAUGCAUUACCGUAAACCAAAUACGUUUUUUUUCGGAUUUUAAAAUAUAAAAAUUUGUAAAUGCCACAUACAAUUUUCAUCUAGUGAUAAAGCUAGCUCUGAAAACUUUGAGGGAUUUUCAAUUUAAUUCAUUUUUUUCCAGGAGGCGGUUUCAAACGAUCUUUUGACGGCGGAUCAAACAACCAAAAUAAAAGAACAAAGUUCGAUUAA